CUCAGUUAGUUAGUAGUAUUGUAUCGGCGUCUGGCGCGCGCGCGCGCGCUCUUUCCUCUCUUUAUUUGCUUCCGCUCGGCGAUUUCUAUCAGCCGUUCAAGUUUUCUCCGCACUGAACCGAAACUUGAACUGAAUCGUAGCCUCUCGCUCCGUGAACCAUCAAGGAUGGAAGAGUACUUGCAGUACAUGAAGACAUUGCGCCUGCAAAUGAACGACGUCGAGGAUCAAGCUUCGAAGAUCUCUGUCGAAGAGCACAUGCUCUUUACUACUAUUCAAACCAUGGAGAACGAUCUUAUUUCUGCAAAAAGUGAGUUAAAACAACUCAAAGAGGAUGCUGAGCAAAUGAUGCGGGCAAAGGGCGAAAUAUGCUCCCAGAUAUUAGCAAAACAAAGAAAAAUAGCCUCUUUGGAGUCUGACAUAUCUACACUUUCACAGACACUCGAGCUCAUUCAACAAGAAAAGGUCAGUUUAGGCGCCAAAAUCAUUGAGAAGAGUAUUUAUUAUACCAAAGCUGCUGAGGAGAUCAAUCUGAAAUUUCAAGAUCUACAGGACUGGGUAAAUGCUAACAUGAUUCGCAGAGAAGUGGAAGAGCACGAAUUGGUUAAACUUGACACCGCUGAGCGAGCAAGUGAAACUGAAGGAUCUUCUGAUACAAUUCGAGGGAUCUCUGGCACUCAGAUUUACUGCAAUCCAAAAAAUCUGGUGGAAGAGAAGAAAGAUCUAUUGGGCAAGUUGGAAUCUGCUAAAGCCAAACUUAGUCAAGUUACGAAAAUGAAAUGUGCAGUUAUUUUGGAGAAUUCCAAGAUUGCACAGUCAAUUGAGGAAGUUAAGAGCAGAUUAAAUGAGUUCGAUGUUAGUGUACGUGGUGCAGAUGACAUUUACUCUAUUUUGUCAGAAUCAGCCCGUUUUAUUACAAUAUCAUGUGUAAUACUUUUGCCUGGCUUAAAACUUCAGCCAGAACUCAGGGAAAUGGAUGUCGUUACAUUGGACGAAGAGUACAAGGCUCUCUUAUCAGAUAAAGCUGGAGAAACGGAGUACUCACAGUCCCUUCAAGACCAAAUUGCAAAACUGAAGGGAAUUUCCCGUGUGAUUAAAUGCACUUGUGGAGAGGAAUACAAGGCUGGAGUAGACCUAUGUGGAUGACGAUGCAGGAUUUUUAUCAUGAACAGAAUUUGGAAGAGUAAGGAAGAAAUCGAAUAAUGCUAACCACUAUACAGGUGAUUUAGGGAGGAAUAGAUGCUUGGUGGUCUUGUCUUAGAAUCUGUCAAAACUUAACUUGUUGAACAGGUAAUUGCUUUACUUGUUGCCACGUGUUAUAUUCUAUUUUAAUGUGAGUAAUGUGCUUGAUUCUAA
Messenger RNA from Momordica charantia (bitter melon), 1353 nucleotides. The record is from RefSeq and is a predicted model, not a curated record. Lineage: Eukaryota; Viridiplantae; Streptophyta; Magnoliopsida; Cucurbitales; Cucurbitaceae.